Molecule: messenger RNA, 2480 nt
Organism: Pseudoliparis swirei
Lineage: Eukaryota; Metazoa; Chordata; Actinopteri; Perciformes; Liparidae
Gene: marchf5
Product: membrane-associated ring finger (C3HC4) 5
Exons: 6
Coding region: 345-1190 (281 amino acids)
Molecular function (GO): zinc ion binding
Source: RefSeq, a predicted model, not a curated record
UGCUAGCUGACGUCGACUCGGAGACGGCCGGCUAAUGGGGUCAAGCGGACGCGCCGGUGCGACAACACGAGACCGCCAAAAGGGGGAUUUGUUGUUUUCCGGAACUUGUGUAUCGGUCGCAGACGCACGGACUCGUUUAAUGCGUAACGAGCGGCUCGCGUGGAGCCGACGCCGCCGAAUUAACACAGAGGCCCGUAUGUAGCUAACUAGCUUAGCAUAGGUAGUUAGCUUGUUAGCUCCGCGGCACAUCGAUAAGGAGGCUCGUUUUCGUUCAUGUUUCAUUUGUAACGCAGUCCGUCUGCUCCGCCAAACGACCCCGUGCGUGCUGCCUUCACCCCACGACAAUGGCCGAGCAGGAUGCUGGGGCCAUGGAGCAGAACUCGGACAGGAGCUGCUGGGUGUGCUUCGCCACCGAUGAGGACGACCGCGCGGCCGAGUGGGUCCGGCCGUGCCGGUGCCGCGGCUCCACCAAGUGGGUCCACCAGGCCUGCCUGCAGCGCUGGGUGGACGAGAAGCAGCGCGGCAACAGCACGGCGCGCGUGGCCUGCCCACAAUGCAACGCCGAGUACCUCAUCGUGUUCCCCAAGCUGGGGCCUGUGGUCUACGUGCUGGACCUGGCCGACCGGCUCAUCUCUAAGGCCGGCCCCUUCGCCGCCGCCGGCAUCAUGGUGGGCUCCAUAUACUGGACCGCCGUCACCUACGGAGCCGUCACCGUCAUGCAGGUGGUGGGCCACAAGGAGGGCCUGGACGUCAUGGAGCGGGCCGACCCGCUGUUCCUGCUCAUCGGCCUGCCCACCAUCCCCGUCAUGCUGAUCCUCGGCAAGAUGAUCCGCUGGGAGGACUACGUCCUGCGCCUGUGGAGGAAGUACUCCAGCAAGCUGCAGAUCCUCAGCAGCUUCUUCCCAGGGAUUGGCUGCCCAGUGCCUCGCAUCCCGGCGGAGGCCAGCCCCCUGGCCGACCACGUGUCCGCCACGCGCAUCCUGUGCGGCGCCCUGGUCUUCCCCACCAUCGCCACCAUCGUGGGGAAGCUCAUGUUCAGCAGCGUCAACUCCAACCUGCAGAGGACCAUCCUGGGAGGCAUCGCCUUCGUGGCCAUCAAGGGGGCGUUCAAGGUCUACUUCAAGCAGCAGCAGUACCAGAGGCAAGCCCACCGCAAGAUCCUCAACUUCCCCGAGCAGGAGGAGGCCUGAGGAGGACGGACCAACCACACACACACCUCACACACACACCUCACACACACACCUCACACACAACUGGUGAACUAGAGGCCAGGAAGUGCUUGCGAGAUGGACUUGCGAUCGGCGACGCCCCCUUUACCUCUGACUCCUCCUCCUCGCCUUGUUUUUAUGGAGGGACAUUCAAGCGACGGCGUCUUCGCCGCCGCCAUCCUUUAUUUUAUAAGCUCCCGAUGCUUCGUGAAGACGAGUCAGACCUGUGGACCCACAAUGGAGCUUGUUUUCGCGCACACACACACACACACAUAUACACACACACACACACAGGCUGUGUCUUUCUGGUGAUCUGUAACACUUGUUGUAAACUUACUGUGUUUUAAACAAACCGAUGCGGGGCAUGUGUAAUUAGAAAGUUUUAUAAUAAUAAUAAUAAUAAUUAAAUGAUUGUUUUAUAUGGUUAUUUUGCAGAUCGGACCCCUUUGCCAAAGCUCGGGGGUCCACGUUUUUCCGCGUGUAGAAUGUAUUACUGACGCCGACCACACGGCGACAUCCACACCCUCUGUGCGUUGCUCAAAGGCCUCUCGGCAGUGUUUACCUUGUCGCAGCUUCAGCUCCCGUUUCCCCAAACGUGUUCUGUGUGCUCACCAAACGAAGCCGCAGGUCUGGUCGAGCCUGUUGCCGUGACGACACCGGCCGGAUGUAUAACGUGGAGGCUUCUUUUUUUCUUUUGUUUUUGGACUGUCGAAGCAUCUCAAAAGUUUUUGCUGAAGCCCGACGGUUCAGUCGAGCUGAAGCUCCACGUUGUUUUUUAUUCCGGGGGGGAAAAAAUGUAAAGAUUCAUUUCAGCCAAAUGAUGAAAUCUAUUGUUUUAUCACUUAUAAAUCUUUCUGUGCAGAUAGUUUGUUGCCCAGGUUUUCUGUUCGUAUUCCUGCCGAUGCCUCGCUGGCCUUAGAAUGAAAGGGGACAUCGUUUGAAUUACGUCCCUACAAAAUAAGAGCGUUUGGGGCUGCGGUGGAAAUCCUAAAACCCUGAACAAUGCAACACUAUCUGCACAGGAGCAAUGUGGGAACGUUUUGUUUUUGAAGUGUCCCUGAACACACCGCCACACGGCGGCUAUAAGUUUAAUUUUUAUUCACGACGUGAUGAACAAUGAGCCCCAGCUUUUUGUUUUCUCCCUCAAACCCGUGAGCGCACAACGACGUGGCGUGUGCAACCCUCACGUGAUCUACACGCCGCCAAAAGAGACGUCCGACAUUUAGAGUUCUACGCUAUGAGUUCUGUGAAUAAAUGUAUUUUUCCAAUGAG